AUGUCCUCCCCAAAACGAACUGCCUCCCCUACUCAGCCCAAUUCCACCUCAGAGGCGAAGCGGAUACGGCUCACUGUGAACGAAGGUGUCACUCUCGUGGACCCGGACAACGCGACUGGCAAGCGUAGCGAACUUGAACCCAUCCAAGGUGGCGACAUUGGCAACCUUCCCCCUACACAUGCAGGCACUUUAUCCUCGGACACCGCCAGCGCAGUUCCGACUCGACUCCUCAAAGCCGAUGGCGAUGGUGAAGGAGUGGAUGACAGUGGCGACGUGUCGAUGGCGGAAGGUGUGGAUGCCGCGGACGAGGAGGCAGAAUCAGGCGACGACAACGACGACGAAGACCCCGCCCAGCUCGAGGCUACGCGUCUUCGACUCGAGGAGCAGGCUAGCAAAUACCUGGCUGCGCAAACACACGAAGUCAUCAUCCCCUCGUACGCGGCAUGGUUCGACAUGUCCAAAGUCCAUCCUGUUGAGCGCAGGGCGUUACCCGAGUUCUUCAACUCGCGGCACCGUUCGAAGACCCCCGCCAUCUACAAGGACUAUCGCGACUUCAUGGUCAACGCGUAUCGCCUCCGGCCCGUGGAAUACCUCACCGUGACGGCCUGUAGGCGGAAUCUGGCCGGCGACGUUUGCGCCAUCAUGCGCGUCCAUGCGUUCUUGGAGCAAUGGGGGCUCAUCAACUAUCAGAUCGACCCCGACCAGAGGCCCGCCGCACUCGCCCCGCCUUUCACAGGCCACUUCCGCGUCAUCCUCGACACCCCUCGCGGUCUGCAAGCUCUUCAUCCGGGACUCGUCCCAAAGACCCCAACGCCCCCCCCCGGCUCUACCCCUGCCCCUGCUUCACUAGAGCUUCGGUCAUCAAUAUACCAAACAUCCGCCAAGUCUUCACGUCCAGUAUCAGAAAGUGAGGCCGCGGCGCUCGCGAACGGUGCGUCAGCGCCCAAUGGUGUCGGAGGGGAUCAUCCGGCCACCAUCAAGUACCAGUGCGACACCUGUGGCGUCGACUGCACACCUGUGCGGUAUCACUCCCUCAAGACGAAGAACUUCGAGCUUUGUCCCCCUUGCUACCUCGAUGGUCGCUUCCCUUCCCACAUGUUCAGCGGCGACUUCGUCAAGCUCACCAGCGCGACCGGCGCUAAUGGUGUCCACCAGGCAGUCGGCACGGGCGCGGACGACGACUGGACGGACCAGGAGAUCCUCUUGCUUUUGGAGGGCGUGGAGCUGUUCGAUGACGAAUGGUCAGCGAUUGAAGAUCACGUCGGUACGCGUUCCGCCCAACAGUGCAUCCGCAAGUUCCUCCAGUUGCCCAUCGAAGACCCCUACAUCGAAGCCGAGGGGGACAUGGGUGCUCUCCGCUUUGCGCGCGUUCCGUUCGAGCAGGCAGACAAUCCGGUGAUGAGCGUCGUCGCAUUCCUCGCGGGCGUCGUCUCUCCUGGAGUCGCGGCGGAGGCCGCGAAGACUGCCCUCCACGAACUUACAGACGGUGACAAGAAGGUCGCGGACGAAAAGCCAGAAGGCGAGGCUGUCGCUGACACGGCGGAGAAGAAGGAUGAAAAUAUGGACGAGGACGAGCCCAGGGAGAAGCCACCGGCGGAGGGGCAGACAGACGAAAUGCAGGUUGACGGCGCGAGCGGCGACGCGGCCGUGCAGAAGGCAAUCAAAGGCCUUCCACACUCGCGCGUCGUGCGCGCUGCGGACCUCGCGCUGAAAUCCGCCGCCAAGGCUGCCAGUACGCUCGCGAAUGCGGAGGAGACCCAGAUUCGGACGACGCUCGCGAGUCUGAUAAAGCUCACGCUGACCAAGCUCGAGCUCAAGACGGCGCAAUUUGAGGAACUCGAGGAGCUGCUCGAGGAGGAGCGGAAGAGCCUGGAGAGCGCGCGCAUGACCCUGGUCAACGAACGCGUUAACCUCAGGCGCAUGCUCGAGCACGUCAAGAGCGAGCUCGCGAAGCACGGCGGUGCCCCUGGUCCGGGGCUCACUGCCGCGGUCACGCAGGCGCAGGCGGGACUUGUGGCGAGCGGUCAGGGAACAAGGGUGAGCGAGGUACAGAAUGGAGCGUUAAUGGAGGGAGAGAUGGGUCAAGUAGCGGAUGCGUCCCUUGCUGCGCUCAGCUAG
Molecule: messenger RNA, 2118 nt
Organism: Epithele typhae
Lineage: Eukaryota; Fungi; Basidiomycota; Agaricomycetes; Polyporales; Epitheliaceae
Product: Smarcc1 protein
Exons: 3
Coding region: 1-2118 (705 amino acids)
Biological process (GO): positive regulation of DNA-templated transcription
Cellular component (GO): SWI/SNF complex
Molecular function (GO): histone binding; DNA binding; zinc ion binding
Source: RefSeq, a predicted model, not a curated record